AUGGCAGGUUCGGAAGGAUUCGUUGAAGCUGAUAAUGCAGAAGCGAUUAUCACCAGAAUUGAACACAAAACUCUCAAGAUCGAAACCUUACUCAAACAGUUUAAACCCGUCGAAGCUCUUAAAACCGCUCUUGAAGGAACCUAUGCCAUGACUAGUGAUGAACGUUGCAAGUCGGCACAUUGGAUUGUUGUGCAUAGAGCAAUAAUGGCUAUAAAAGAUGUGGAUGGGAUGCUUUCUUCCUUGGAUCCUGAAUACUAUGACAUCCUAAUGAAGUAUUUAUAUAGAGGCUUAUCUACUGGAGAUCGUCCAACAUGUGACCAAUGUCUUCGAAUUCAUGAAAAAUUGACAGAGAGAGCAGGCCAUGGUUGCAUUCUACGUUUCUUGACUGAUACCGUAAACACAGUUUGA
Messenger RNA from Vicia faba (fava bean), 408 nucleotides. The record is from the annotation of a GenBank genome assembly. Lineage: Eukaryota; Viridiplantae; Streptophyta; Magnoliopsida; Fabales; Fabaceae.